Molecule: messenger RNA, 2394 nt
Organism: Cutaneotrichosporon cavernicola
Lineage: Eukaryota; Fungi; Basidiomycota; Tremellomycetes; Trichosporonales; Trichosporonaceae
Exons: 1
Coding region: 1-2394 (797 amino acids)
Source: RefSeq, a predicted model, not a curated record
AUGGCGGCCGCCGAGGGAUCCUCCUCGCGAUCGCUGAGCGGUACCGCGGGAUCUCCCCUUCCCCGAACAACGCCUGGGCAGCUCACAUCCCCCUCUUCCCCACGAUCGGAACGGACCGCGUCCCCCAUUCCUCCAUCCAACGCUUCGGCCUACUCGUACUCUUCGGCACAAGGCUCUCGCUCCGGUUCAGGCUCCACCUCGCACCACACACAUACCCCCGUCUCCCCACAAUAUACUUUUGGAGGGCACACCCCAAUGUCACCCCAGUCGUUCGCGUCUGGCACGACAGCGGGCUUGUUGCCCACCCACCUCGCCGUCCCCGACCCUGACGAGCUGGGGACCGUCCUCGAGGGUGAAAGAGAGAUCGACCUGGGGACACCCCCCACCCUCUCGCCAGAACCCCAACCCCAGCCCCAGCAUCCCGACCCAUCCGGUGAGGACGCGCGCGCCGGGUCGCCAGAGUCGGUCGCCAGCGCCGCCUCGAUGGGCGGGACACCAACCAGCCGCUCCCAUCAAUCCGGCCACUCUUCGUGGCAGUUUCACGAAUCGCACGCAGCCAGUUCUGCCGCAAUCAACAUUGCUCACAAACAACGUGUAUCGCAGGCCCCACCCCUCCCGGACAAGCCAUACACUGCGCCACCCAGCGCCACCAACCGUCCAUUGACGCCCACCGCUGCCACAAGUCUACUCGCUGCUGCCGCCUCCAGUCUGGCUACGCCCACAAUGUCGGCCACCCGGCUAUCUACCAGUACCAUGGCGUCUUCCAUACGGCGAAAGUCGCGCACUGGUGCAAAAUCACCGCUUGGCGACGAGGACGCACCGCCUGUUCCGUCUGUGCCAACCGGAGCCAUGUAUAUGCCGAGCGCGGGGCCUAGCGCCGCGGCUGAACUAAAGGCCGCCAUAGAUGCCGGUGCGGCACCGCCACACUAUUCUUUCCUGGAUCAGGACCCUACCGAAGCCGACGAAAACUCACCCCCGCACGGCGGUGUAAUGACCUUUAGUGGCAGUGACCGGCGCGCGAGCAGCGCGUCGGCGCUUGUGCAUGGUUCCAGCCCACAUUCGUCCAAUUCGACGCGCAAGCACCUCUCGUUCCAGAGCCAACAGUCGGAAGCGUUUGGCUAUGGCGGCUACGGGACAAGCAGUAGUAUGGCCGACGUCGGCGACUCGACCGGGAGCGGGAGUCAGGCGGGCAAGACAGACCGCACUGCGCGUCUGUCCGCCCAGAGUUUCAGAGACCAGUGGCCGACGUUUGCUGGCGGCCCUGCACCCGCGUGGGGCAAGCGCGAGUCGAACCGCUUCUCGCUAAAGAGCUUCAAGUCGGGCCGCUCGGGCAAGUCACGCAACGGCAAGCGCCGCAGUAACGGCAACCCUCUCGAUGUGGCAGGUAGAGGCAGCAACGAGACAGACGAUUGGGUCGACGACGACGAAGCCGACCUCGUUGCAUUGAUGCGUCGCGCGGCCGUCCUCGAACGUCUGUUGCGGCACGGGAAACGCGCGUCCAACAUGAAUGCCAAUCCGCGCAUGGUGCAAAGGUACUCGCACUGGUCGAUUGCGUCAACGUCUCUGUCCAACUAUGGCCCGAGCCGUGUGGCGACGUCGCGGUCUAGAUCUGGCUCCCCGGUCAAGUCGCAAACGCCGCCACCACAAAGGCGAUCAGCGAGUAGCGCCACGACCCACACCCACCGCUCGAAACGCAGUGCUACCAGCUCGCUUCGCCACCGCCUCCAGCGCAAACUGGGGAUGCGUACUGGCGGGCGCGACUUCCAGGAGGUGGGCAGUGACGACGGCGGGGACUUGACCGAGCCCGACAUGACUGUAGAGGGGAUUGAGGACGAUAGCAGCAUGUCGAUAAGAACGCCGCAGACACCCAUCCGGCGCGCGUUCUCGACCAGCUUCAGCCAGCAGCGCGUGACGCCAUCCCCGAAUGCCGGAGUGGGCGUCAUUGUCUUUCCCGAGCUCGCUGCCCUCCCUCCUCUCGAGCCACCGCGCCACGACGGCGAGGUGUGCGCACAGGCCUGCCUCCCACCCUCCGUGGCUGUGCCAUAUACACCGCUCGCCCCUCCUCCAGAGGCCAAGCGCGACUCGCGUAUCAAGAACAAGCACACGCGCACGGCGAGUGGCGGCUCUGACGGCCUCCUUCAUCAGCGCUCGCUCCGUUCGCUUAAGAAUCUUCGCCACGCGUUUGACGAAAAGGCGGGCGGCGGGUUCAGCGACAACCGCGCCUCAGUCCACAGUGCCACGGUCCUCAUGGGCGACGUGCCGACCUGCGACCAGCGCUUUGGCGUGCGUCGCGCGCGACGACUGCGCAUUGUCGCAGCCAUUGUCUGCAUCUGCGGCAUCAUUCUCAUCGUGGGCCUCCUCGCUGGCCUCCUUACCCGACGCGAUAGACAAUAA